GAACGAUAUGAUGCUACCGAGAGUGCCGACGAUAAUGACGAUGAGAAACAAUCUUUUUUAGGAAUGCGCCCCGAAAUGCCACCGCUAGAUAUUAAUUUUAGAGGCUCAAAUAGCGACAAUGAGGGUGGUGCUUCGGGGCUCGCUACUAAAGAAGCACUGCUGUCAACUGCUUUGUCCUACGGCGGUGGUGAGAGCGAGCUGCAGCAAGUGCAGCAGCGUCUUAGAAGCCGCUCAGUAUCACCAUCCGUAGCUGAAAAAACGUUUGAACUAGCCCCAAGAUCACAAAGUCGACCAUCUUCUCCCGGAUCUGGUGAAGAACAAAAGUCGAAGCCCAGGCGCCUUUCAGUGCUGCGAGCCAGCGAUUCACCUACAGCAGUUCCCUUACAUUUUCGGAAACCACCUACUUCUCCUAGCGGGACCAAGCGCAUCUCCCUGAGUUCUCCUAGCCAGUCUCCUAACUCACCAAAGCAUAGCCGUCGCCCAAACUCCAUCGAAUUCAAAAAUGUUCGCGAGAUCCGUCCACUCUGGCUCGUGGAGCGCCAUAGUUCCACUAAAUUUGAUGCAGAGCCAGAAGGUCCUCUUCCGUCACUACCUUCCAGCAAGACUUCUUCUCGAGUCGCCUCUGUGGAGGACUUACGAGCAGCCUACGAUGAGAACGCGGUGGCUGACUUCGACAUUAGCGGUGGACCUUCGUACAGCCUGGGCCGAAAACCAGUUGACUUGCGCAUCUCCACAGAUCAAUUACCUGCUGAAGAGGAUGAUUUCUUGAAUUCCCAGCAAGCUACUCCUACCGCAGAAACAUACAACAGCAAGCAGUUUGGUCCUCCACCUAUCAAGAAGGAAAAACCAAAAUACGAAUUUCAUUCUCCAUCGGAAUUACUUCAGGACUUGGGUGCAUAUUACGACCCGCAAAUACCAGAGCCUCCCGAAUCCAUGGACCAAUUACCACCCGUGGCAGGAUCCGAUGUUGCAGAGAAAGGAAUAGAAAAAACACUCGAACAGCUGCCUGUGAAUACAGAAAUCCAGCUUGAAAAACUAGUGCCUGCUGCGGAGGAUGGAGUUCAAUCGAACAAUAAGUCUAAUGAAAAGGCCUCGUUCUUGCUAGGCGCAGGGUUUGCCUCUGUUGUCGACGCCGCUGUAUCCACUGAUUCUGAUAGUCAUGAUAAGGAUGCAAAAAGCUCUAAUGAUCACGAACUGCCCAUGACUGAACAUGGGGAGUCUGAAUUGCUCACGAAGGACGACGCUGAUGAGGGUUUGCAGGGUGUUUCGACUGAACAUGUCCAACAACAGGAACAAGCCUCAAGCAUGGAUCAUGCAGAACCCUCUGGAAACCCCGGCGAUGUUGUCAAUUCGGCGGUUCCUGCAACUUCAUCUGGUCAAUCUCUCGCCACGACAGAAAACAAGGCGGAUGUAUCUAAGGAAACCCAGUAUGACGUACAUUCAUCUGGCGAAACUCUUGCAGGAAUUGUUGAUGCCGCGGUCGCCACUGCUGUUGAUACGCCAGCCAUUUCUCAUGCGAAAUCCACCCAGCACAACAUCUCCAAGCAUGAAACUGAUCUAAGUACAGAUGAUCCACCAGACGAAAAGGAAAAAGCUGCUUCAGAAGUCGAAGAGACCAAAUGGGUUUCCGGAACUUCAAGUGGUCAACUUCUCAUGGAUGAUACAAAGGAAGUUGCCGAAGAUGUCAUCCGUGAGGCCGAACAACCCUUGUCAACUGUGGAGACUGAGCAGGUAGAGGCGGUCACCGCAUCUGCGGAGACUGAUACACGACCUAGCCCCAGUGCGGAGCACGACAUCAAAGACACCAAUAAUCAGGCACCACAUGUGAUAGCGGAGCCUGAAGAUGAGGAUUUUUCUUCGACAACUUCCAAAUCCCCGAAAAAGAAAAAGAAGAAUAAGAAGAAAUCACAGAGUUUGUCUGAGCCUGCUGCUAUUGAGGCCAAACCCGCAGCCCCUGUUGAUGAAUUAGUUGGCCCUUCAACGACAGAGGAACCUCAAUCGCUUGACGAGACAGGGAAGUCAUUCUCGGACAUUGCUUGUGCGGCCAUGCUAUCUGAGCAAGUAGAGGACAUCGAGAAUGGGCCUGGCAUUUCUGUCGUACCUCAGGGAAAGAAUGGACAGGGCAAUAAAGAGGAACCCGACAAACUUAUGAAUUCUCUUCAGGAGCCCGAAUUGGCAGAAGAACAAACCUCUGCCGUUGUAGUAACAGAUCAAAUACCUGGGAUACCAUCGGAUGUCCCCGACAGCGAACAACAACAAUGGUCGCUUGACAAUGUCACUGAAGAGGCGCCUGCCCAAGAAGAAGCUACGGAAAUGAUGCCACCCGAUGAAAAGACUGAAAUUUUGCAGAAUGAGAAUCGGAAGCUUCCCGAGACAUCUAAAGUUCCCCAGCAAAUCAGUGUUGAAGACUCAAUUAAGGAGGAUCAAACUCUGCCUCACCCCGAGCCUCCUGCCGUUGACGAUCCAGUUGAGUCCUCGGAAGUCAUUUUGGCGCAGCCCUCUGAUGAUAAAGAGGAGGAACAGCCUGCUCUUACUCAAUCAGGCAAGAAGAGCAAGAAACAAAAAAAGAAAAAAAAGGGGAAGUCGUUGUCUGUGGAUGAAAGUCCCAACGAAGUGCCCCAAGAACUCUUCGCUACUUCUCAAGCCCAGUCUGAAAGUGCCGCGAUUGCUGCAUCUGUAGAACCUGCAAUUGCUCAAGGUGGGGAGGCAACUAUGGACAAAAAUCAGGACGUCGUUGGUCUGGAACCGUUCAGCAGCUCUGCUGAUCCUGAAGCCUCCCAAUCACAUGACAUCGAUACUCAAUCCAAGGAAACGGAAGAAAUUCACGUUGAAGACCCAAAACUAGAACCAGACGUCUUGUGCGCCCAAACAGAGGUCUCACAAAACCCAGAUGUUGCGGUAAUUUCUGGGGAUCAAGAGGCAUUGAUAGCUCCAGGUUUUUCGGUUGUGCCAGAAACAGGUGUGGAAGGUGAACUUCACGAUGAAUCAGCAGAAAUUAGAGAACCAGUCCAGCUAGAUGAAUCGUUGGUUGCUAGACCGGCACAAGCUGGGGAGAUUGUUGAACCCGAGACAUCAAAUAUUGCUCACGUUUCCAUCGAUCCUGGUCUGUCCGAGGCACCCCUCCUUGAGCAGCCGGCUGGUUCAUCCGACAAGCAGUCAGUGGAAGCAAUUGAAGUGGCAGACUCCGCAGUCAAAGAAGAGAAAGUUCCCUUUUCCCACGAAGAAACCUCCAAACCGGCGUCCUUUGCGGCUGCGAAGUCUAAGAAAAAGAAGAACAAGAAGAACAAGCGACUUUCCUUGGUCGAAGAGCCUGAGAUAACUACUGAGAUUACAGAAACUGGGUCAUCGACUCCUGUAGAACCCGAAAAAUCCGGCGCCCCCGAGCAAGAAUCAACCGCCCUCGUCGAGUCUUCAUUACCACCAAUUGUAGCAACGACGCCAAUACCCACAGAACCUGAGCCGUUCGCACCUGCGGACCCUGAAAUCACACUCGUAGAAGCUGCAGUGCCCACGGAAGCAAGCGCUGACUUGCCAACGUCUACUGAUACAAUUGUUUCACCUUUUGUCGUAGAUGCCGAAUCUCCUACACAGACUGAGCCGCCUACUGCCGUUUCUGAUGAAGGUUCUAUUAUGAAAGCCCAGGAGAUCUCAGAUCAAGGAGAUCAAACGAAAGAUCUGGCUUUAUCACAACCUGAGUUGCAAAGGGAAGAAAAUGAGAACCCUGAUGAUCAGUCCACGGCGCAAGAACUUGUACCAUCUCAGACUGGUAGCGCCGUGAAACCCACUUUAGCCGAAACGGAGGAUUUUCAAGUGGCAAAUUCGAAGGCCAAGCGCAAGAAAGACAAGAAAAAAGACAAGAAAAAGAAGGCAGCUGAAGCUCUCCCAGGGGACGAUGAACCAUUUGAUAACCAUGUCAAUGAAAAUCCCACCGAGCCUGUUGAAGCUACGAUCUCCCAGGAUCCAGAACCGGAAGGAUUAAUGCCGACUGAGCAGUUCAAUUUGAUUGACCCGAAGACAGAGGAUGUCAAGGAAGAUAGUCCAAAGUCUCAAGUUUUGGAACCCCCUACAGAAGAGGCCAAGACCGUUGAUAUUGGCAAAGAUGGCCCAUGGGAUCUCGAAACCUCAAACUCCAAGACGAAGGAAGAUAAAGAGAAAGACGCAGCAGCAACAAUAGCAACUCUCACGGUGGAUGAAGAACCGAAUUUUAGGUCUAAUAAUGGCGAUGGCACCGAGACCCCUGAGGCUGUAUCUUCGGAAAAUCUAGAACAGGUUGAGUCCAUAUCCAUUGGGCAGCCUAGCCUAGAUGAACAAAAAAGGGAUAAUGUUACAGAAGAGUCCCAAUCUCCAGAGUCUCCAGCAGACGCUCCCACAGACGCUCCCACAGAUGCUCCUGCAGAAGAAUCUAAGCCCAUAGACAAUGCAGAAGACAAUAGCUUGUCCGCUGAGACUUCGAAGUCCAAGAAGAAGAAAGACAAGAAAAAGAAAAAAGCAAUGGAGGCUCUUCUGAUGGCAGACAAACUGUCUGACAGACCUGUAACAGAGGACACUAAAAAGAGUGUUGAAAUUGUUACUCCUGAGGAACCAGAACAAAUUGAAUCGGUAUCGGCUAAAGAGCCUACUCCAGAUGGACGGACUCCUGUUAAUGUCGUGGAAGAUACUGGCGCAGAGUCUCAUCCUCAAGAGAUAUUGGCGGAGACUGCUGCAGAGAUUCCAGCAGAAGAAAAGCAAACGGUUGAUGUUGUGCAAGACAGCAGCCAGGUUCAAGAGACUUCAAAAGCAAAGAAAAAGAAAGACAAGAAAAAGAAGAAGGCAGCAGAAUCUCUUCGAUUGGAGGAAGAACAACCUGAUAAACCUGCCAUCGAAUACUCCACGGAGCUUGUUGAACCCCCAGCCGCUGAAGUUUCAGAGCAAUCUAAUGCGGAUGAAGUAAAAAUGGAAGUCAAAGUACAUGAUUACAGUACGGAUCCUCAACCUCCAGGAGCCCCUGCAGAAGAAAUCGCCAAGGCUGUCGACAUUACGAAAGAGGAUGGAUCGACUCAGGAGUCAAAGUCGAAGAAAAAGAAGGAUAAGAAAAAGAAAAAGGUCGCAGCUCCUUCUUUGGAUGAUGAGCUAUAUAACAAUAAUCCCGACAACGAGAAUAUCACAGAACUCGAUGCCGUUCCCUCUGCUAAGGGUGCAGACGCGGAAGAAGUCCCUAAUACAGAAAUUGGCAUUUCAGAAACUCCUGCAGAAGAGGCCAUGGCUGCCACUAUCCCUGAAGACGGUGCGCUUCAAGAAAUCUCAAAAUCCAAGAAGGACAAGAAGAAUCGCCAAUCAAUUCAACUAGUAGCUGCCCAGGAAGAAGGUGCACGUGAUGCGUCAGCUGACGUCCCUGAGAUUGCCACGCCUGUUGAGUCUAGUAGUCCUGCCGUCGAAGAUACUACGAAAACUAAGGAAGAGCAAAAAAAGGAUGAUAUUGCUGAUUUGCAGCUCCAAGAAAUUGUCCUGAAGGAGUCAUUACCAUUACAGCAGCCGGAAAACCUCGAAGGCGAGGAUUUAAAGUCCAAAGCUGGCAAGUCAAAGAAGAAAAAGGACAAGAAGAAUAAGUCAAAGGAUGAGCCUUUUCCGUGGGAUGCUGAGCCUGUGCCGGAGCCAGAAAAGCCGCAGGGCACUGUCACUGGCGAACCAGCCGCAUCUGUAGACGUUCCAGAGCCUACCGAGUCUGGGGAAUUUUCAGGGCCCAUAAUAAAUGUUAAUUCUACUUCUGAUGAUGCAAAGGCAGCCGAGCCUGCAGUGACCGCCGCACUCAAAGCGUCCGACGAACCCAAAGAACCAGAGUUAACUGAGGCAACUGAGGCCAUCAAAGCCAUGGGACUUACUGAAGAAAUUACCGAAUCCAUAGAUCCUCCAGCAGUCGAAACCAGCGAGCUGACUAGUCCACAACCUGAGGAGCCCAUCGAACUUCAAUCCUCAGAACCUGCCGAGAAUGCGCUCCAGGCGGACUUCCAAAUGCCAGUCAAAAACAUGGAGCGUGGUUCCUUGAUAUCUUCAGUCGUUACAGAGCCGAAUUCUUCCGAGCGGGGUGCGGAAGUUACAGAGCCUACUGAAGUUGCAACAUUGACGGAGCCGGAACUUGCUGAUUCUGAUGAGCCUAUAGAGACCAUUCAGCGAGAAAUCGUCGAGCCCGUGAAAACUGCUGGUCUCGAUGCAGCGAUAGACACAAAGGAAAAUACGGAAUCAAUAGAAGAUGGUAAUGAAAUAUCGCGUCGCCCGUCCAAGAAAUCCAAGAAAAAGAAGAAGCGCGAUCUAAUGGCGUUAGACGAGGCUCCACGUAUAUCAAGUGAACAGCAAGAUCCUUUGGCUAUUACUCCUACAGUAGAGGGUUCCUAUGAGAACGCUCUUGUAGAUCCACUCAGAGAAGAGAAGCCCUUCGAGGAAGUGCCUACCGAUGAAGGUCAGGGGCAGCAGGAAAGAGGAUUGCCAGAGCAUGAGAGUAUACACCCUAGAGAUCCGGACGCGGAGAUGCAAGAUUCCAGCGCUGCAGAAACACCCAAGCCCCUCACUGCAAAGGAGAAAAGGAAAGAGGAGGCAAAAAACAGUCGCACACUGGAUUUGUCAAUAUCGGAACUGGAUCCUGCUCGAGUGGAUGAGACCGUAGACGUCUCGGUGCCCACUUUACAACCAGUUAAGGAUGAUGAACAAAACCUGAAGGAAGCGCGGCAAAAUGAGGUUGUGGUGGCUGGAAAGAAGAAGGGCAAGAAAAAUAAAAGACAAUCAGUAAACUGGGAGGAAGAUGUUAUUCAAGCCGCCACCGAGAACGAGCCGAAAUUGGACGAAGCUGGGGAGAUUGAUAAUGCUGAAGCCGUCAAAGAAACAUCACUAUAUCCUGCAACCGAGAACAUUGAUUCUAACCCGGAGCUACAUGGAAUUGAAUCAGCACCGCAGGAGACGCUUGUUGAAGUCGACGGUAAAGAAACUUUUCAGUCUUCCGACGAGACACACACCGACAAGAAAGAGAAAGAUUUCGAUUGGACUGAUAACAUGGUGUCUCCGCAGGUACAAUCUCAGACAGAAGAAUUUCGCUCCCCGGUUCCUUCCCCGACUUCUAAUAACCACGAAGAUAACGACCAGCCGCGCCCUUCCGAAGAUGACAUUCAGAGCGGCGAAUUUGUGACCACUAGCACUCUUCCUGAAAAUCAACCUCCGAUUUUUGAAAAAGAGAGUAUAGAAGCAACAGAACAACCGACUGUUUAUUUACAACCUAUUGAUCCAGAGGCAGAGGAUGCGGAUAUUACCACCACAAAGACUGGCAAGGGGGACAAGGGCAGGCAAAAGAAAAUUGACGAGUCUUUGAUCACCGAGGAAGAUAGUUCUAUGAAGAAAUCAAUGGUAGCAGAUGAUGGCUCCGAUUCCCAGGUCUUGCCAUAUGUGAACAAAGAACAAGUUGGAGAGCCAGGAAGCUCGUUUGCUCAAGAUGUUCUUGCAGUCUCAGAAUCACCACGAGACCUCGGCGCGGAGAAAGGGCUUGAGCACGUAGGCAGCAGCAAGAAGAAAGGCAAGAAGAAAAAGAAGGCAGAUACGUACUCAUUUGCGGACUUUGGUGAAUCUGUUGAUGAAAGGUGUGCAGCGAAUGCAGACCAUGGCCCAGCUAAUGCCUCUGGUGAUCUAUUCAACCAGAAGGAGCUAUCCGUGGACAAUAAUGAGAACCAGUUACAAGAAGAUACAACUGUCACAUCAGAUGUACACGGCAAGGACGAUGCGAAAGAUCUGAUCGUCGUUGAGGCUCCUCACCACAAUGAAGUUGUCCCGAAGGAACACCCUGAUAAUGAGGUGUCAGCAGUCUCCGAGUCUCCUCCAAGUCGCAAUCUAACCAAAAAAGAAAAGAAAAAGCUGAAAAAGGGCAAGAAGGCUGUUGAAAUCGACGAAGAGGAGCCAACUGCUGGUCCCAUUACAAAUGAAUAUACAGAAAAAAUCAAUACUAGACAACUUGUUGAAGCUGUGGAGGAGAAUGUCGAUAAUACACCAGCUGUCAGUAGUGAAUCUCCCUGGGUUAAUGACCAACCUGCGGAGCAGGGGCAAAUUCUUGAUGAGCCUACUGUGGACGUCAAAGAGCAGCAGGUUGCGGAAGUCGAUGUUGAGCAUACACCCUCUCAGGAGGAGCCAUUUGCACGAAACCUGUCUAAAAAGGAAAAGAGAAAAAAGAAAAAGCGUACGACAGAAGAUGUGCAGGGAAGUCAGGGGAUGGGGGUUGACUCUGUUGGUAUUGGUGGUCAAUUGGAUAAUCCCGAGACGAUUCCUAUCAUCACCGAGGAGCAAGAUUAUGAUCGCGGUCCUGUCACUGAAGAAGCCGCGACGCGGGCACGAGCGUUAGAGAAGGAAGCAGACCUCGACGUUGCAGCUUCCCUCUUUGGAGAUCCUCCUGGGCCCGAAAAUUCAGUUUCACGGCAAUCGUCCCAGGAACAAAAAGGCAAAAAAAGCAAGAAAGACAAGAGACAUCCUCAACGAGAAAACGACAAUUUAGAAGAGACCGUUGAAACCCAGGAUGGUGGUGACGUUGAGAUAUCGGCAGGCAUAGAAAAUUAUAAUAUUGAAUCUCAGCUCACUGAACCAGUGGAGGAGAAGUUACUGUCCUGGCCUUUGGUCGAGCCUAGCCACGACUCUGGCGAGAAGCUUGGUGAGAAAAAGCGGGCACUCAACGAGGAAGAGCCAGAACUUGAACAGCCGAAACAGGAACCGGUAUCAAUAACCGAUGACUUUCCUGCUGAAGAAGUUCGAAAUGAAGCGAGAGACCUUGGAGCUGACAAAGUUACUGCGGGUGGAGCUCAAGCCACCAGCAAUCAAAGAGAAGACGUGGAUAUUGCAGUAGAAGCUGCUAUGGCAGCUGCAGGCUUUCUUCCUUCCAGUGCUGCACCAAAGCCAAGUUCUGAAAAUGACAAUACUACGGGUAUUGAAUCUACCGAAGAGAUGACGGGAACAAAAAAUCUGGCUGGUGUCUACAAGCAGAGUGAUUCAUUAAACGAUACUGGAAGAUCUCUGGAGACAGCAGAUGCGAGCUUCGAAACUACAAGGGGAAGAAGCACAACAAAUAAAAUCGCAAGUAUCUUUCCAGGUCUGGAGAGAGUUACAUAUCGGCGACCUUCCCCAAAAUCACAUGAGAAGCAAGCCACUGAGGUUAUUACUGUCGAGGAGCGCAGCCAACCGCCUCCCGAGGCCCAAUUUUCAGACGAGAUACUCAACACCACGACGGCAGCCGGGCAAGCUCACGUUUCAGCUCACGAACAUGCCGCACCUGAGACAGAAUCGGCCCCGAAGGACCGGUCAUCCUCUUUGCUCUUCGACUCCUCCCCAUCAACUAGACUAGCACCUACUCCGGACGUUACGAAAAGGGCUUCUUCACCGACAAUUCGCUUACAGCACUCGAGUGGCUCUCUGCACCGUACAAAGUCGAUUCACGGCCACCACACGGGCCAUACACACGGUUGGCAACUGGAUGAUGAAGUUACUCCGACAAAACGAACAAGCAGCCAGUCUCCCCAGCCUCUGCGCGCUGAGCAUGUGGAUAUCUCACCACCUCGGACGCCCCUCGACCCAAUUAAAGAACACGAUGGCCCCUAUGUGUCAUCGCCAUCUCCAAGACUUGUGAUGGGCGAAGGACCAUAUAUCCUCGAGCGACCAGAUAGUCGCAGCAGCGCCAGAAGCAUGCGGUCACUCCGAAAAGCCAAUCGCAGUAUUAGUGCUGAUCUUCGAGCAGUGGCUUCACCAGACAACCAAUUUGGCGCUACUGACGAUCAAGAUUGGCCUAGGGCUGAAGAGCACGAUAAGAAGACUAAGAGUGCUGGGCGCCAAGAGGCGGGGUGGGCCGCUCCCUCGGCAACGGACCGCUCCCAGCCACCAUCCGAUCCACAGCGAACAGAAGACGACGACGACGACCUUGACCGCCAACAUUUGGAGAACAUUCCUUCUUCCUCUACCUACGAUCCCGUUACCGAUAAGGGCAAACGCCCUGUUCGAGGCAUGACUGAUGUCUACGAGGCAUGGGGCGAGACUCCGAACUCGCCGCGGUCGCCGACCCGACCGCCUAGCGUUAGACGUCGCCAGAGCAUGCAACAUCUUCAAGAACUCGAAUUGAGGCUUGAUCAAUUAAUUUCUGAGAACCGUCUGCUGGCUGCUGCCAAGGAUGAAGCCGAGCAUAAAUUGUCCCGAGCGGGGGUUGCUCGUCGCAAAAGCGACCAAGCGCUCAACAGCAGCAAUGCCGACUUGAGGGAUAAAGAAGCCGAGAUUUCUCGCUUGACAAGCUCGCUGGAAUGGAUGCAAAGCGAAGUGCAAAGGCUAACACAAGAGAAUGAAACGUUGAACGCGACCCACGUCGAAUUAACUGCAUCGCAUGCCCGAGAAGUUGAUGGCCUCCGUACACGCCAGCUCGAACUCGCAACGGGCAUGGAGAGCAUUGUGCGUGAUCAGAUUGGUGGUGCUCUGGCAGAAAAGGACGCGGAACUUCGUCAAUUGCGUGAUGAGCUUGCUGCUGCUCGCCAAACAGUACAAGAAUUGCAGCAACAAAUUGUUUCCGCAACCGCAGAUGAUGUGCUUUCCAUCCACGAUGAAGACUAUUUCGACAAUGCCUGCCAGCGUCUAUGCCAACAUGUACAGCAAUGGGUCCUACGGUUCUCCAAACAUUCCGACUUGCGUCGUUGCCGCCCCUUAGCCGAAGUGCGUAAUACCGUUGUUGCGGACCGGUUCGACAAUGCCAUCUUGGACGGUUCAGAUGUCGAUACAAUCCUGUCUGACCGGGUACGUCGGCGUGAUGUCUUUGUUGCUGUCGUGAUGGCCAUGAUCUGGGAAUAUAUCUUUACAAGAUACUUGUUUGGUAUGGACCGUGAUCAAAGACAGAAACUAAAGGCGCUCGAAAAGCAGCUUUCAGAUAUUGGACCUCGACGAGCUGUAGCUCACUGGCGCGCCCUGACAUUAACCCUUCUCGCCAAACGCCCAUCGUUUGCGGAACAGCGUGUGAAAGAUACAGAAGCUGUUGCUUUGGAAAUCAUGGAGACUUUGUCUCAACUUCUUCCUCCUCCCCAAUCCGCUCAAAGCCAGCUCCUUGAGUCUCUACGUGGGGUACUCCGGCGAGCAGCCAAUCUAUCUAUCGAGAUGAGAACUCAACGUGCCGAGUAUGUGAUGCUGCCGCCAUUGCAGCCUGAAUUCGACUCCCAAGGCGACUUGGCUCGGCAGGUCAGCUUUAAUGCCUCCUUGAUGAAUGAGCGCAGCGGGCUGUACAGCUCCAAUGAGGCGCUUGAGGCCCAAGGCACGGCUGUCCGCCUAGUACUAUUUCCCCUCGUUGUGAAAAAGGGCACCGACUUGGGGGAUGGCGAUGAAGAGAUUGUUGUUUGCCCAGCCCAGGUUCUUGUGGCCUGGCCAGAUAAUGAAAGGCCACGCGAACGAGAUCGCAUGUCUGCCCUCGGGAAUCGUUCCGUAUCAAGCGUCGUUCCUUCCGUUGACAUGGGAAAUAUGUUCUAA
This is a messenger RNA of Talaromyces atroroseus, 11487 nucleotides long. RefSeq lists its product as hypothetical. The transcript has 3 exons. The record is from RefSeq and is a predicted model, not a curated record. The annotation marks the transcript as partial. NCBI's taxonomy places the organism in Eukaryota, Fungi, Ascomycota, Eurotiomycetes, Eurotiales, Trichocomaceae.